This is a messenger RNA of Drosophila rhopaloa, 2669 nucleotides long. RefSeq names its product protein transport protein Sec23A (gene Sec23). Gene Ontology annotation, biological process: intracellular protein transport; endoplasmic reticulum to Golgi vesicle-mediated transport; COPII-coated vesicle cargo loading. The record is from RefSeq and is a predicted model, not a curated record. NCBI's taxonomy places the organism in Eukaryota, Metazoa, Arthropoda, Insecta, Diptera, Drosophilidae. The transcript is spliced from 7 exons. Bases 175 to 2517 code for a protein of 780 amino acids. Gene Ontology annotation, molecular function: GTPase activator activity; zinc ion binding. Gene Ontology annotation, cellular component: COPII vesicle coat; endoplasmic reticulum exit site.
AUUAAAACUACCUUCACUGACCUGCUACGUUUCAAAAUUCUUUAAUACUUUGGCUAUUGAUUUCUACGUUUUUACGUCUUUAGAAAUUGUAUCCAAAGAAUAAACUUUUAAUAUUUUGAAUUAGAGGAUUCCUUUCGCGGAUUUGUGUUGUUUUGCUAAAUAAGUGCUGCGGCGAUGACCACCUACGAGGAGUUCAUCCAGCAAAACGAGGACCGCGAUGGGGUGCGUCUAACGUGGAAUGUUUGGCCCUCUAGUCGCAUUGACGCCAGUCGACUGGUGGUGCCCCUCGCUUGUCUUUACCAACCGCUAAAGGAGCGCCCUGAUCUGCCGCCCAUCCAAUAUGAGCCUGUCCUCUGCACCCGGAGCAACUGCAGAGCCAUCUUGAACCCCCUGUGCCAGGUUGACUACCGGGCCAAGUUGUGGGUGUGUAACUUCUGUUUCCAGCGCAACCCGUUCCCCCCUCAGUAUGCGGCCAUAUCGGAGCAGCACCAGCCGGCGGAAUUGAUUCCGGGAUUCAGUACCAUUGAGUACACUAUUACCCGGGCUCCCACUAUGCCGCCAGUAUUUAUUUUCCUGGUAGACACUUGUAUGGACGAGGAGGAGCUGGAUGCCCUGAAGGACUCACUGCAAAUGUCGCUGAGUCUGCUGCCACCCAACGCACUUGUGGGCCUUAUAACUUUCGGCAAGAUGAUACAAGUGCACGAGCUGGGCGCCGAAGGCUGUUCUAAGAGCUAUGUGUUCCGGGGCACCAAGGAUCUGACCGCCAAGCAGGUUCAGGACAUGCUCGGAAUCGGGCGCGGAGCGGCUCCGGGGCCGCAGCAACAGCAGCAGCUGCCUGGUCAGCCUGCUGGAGCGGCGGCCCCCGUGCCGCCCGCACAUCGCUUUCUGCAGCCGAUCGGCCAGUGCGACGCAGCGCUGGGCGAUCUGCUCAGCGAACUGCAGCGCGACCCAUGGCCGGUGCCGCAGGGCAAGCGCUACCUGCGCUCCACGGGCGCCGCUCUGUCCAUUGCGGUGGGUUUGCUGGAGUGCACCUACCCGAAUACGGGAGGACGCAUCAUGACGUUCGUGGGUGGCCCUUGCUCCCAGGGCCCCGGCCAGGUGGUCGACGACGAGCUGAAGCACCCGAUCCGAUCGCAUCACGACAUCCACAAGGACAACGUUCGGUUUAUGAAGAAAGCUAUCAAGCACUAUGAUGCUUUGGCCUUGAGGGCGGCCACCAAUGGGCAUAGUGUUGACAUAUACUCGUGUGCCCUGGAUCAAACCGGCCUGCUAGAGAUGAAGCAGCUGUGCAACUCAACUGGAGGACACAUGGUCAUGGGUGAUUCGUUCAACUCGUCGCUCUUUAAGCAGACAUUCCAGCGCGUGUUUGCACGUGACGGUCGCAACGAUUUGAAAAUGGCCUUCAAUGCCACGCUGGAGGUGAAGUGCUCGCGCGAGCUAAAGAUCUCCGGUGGGAUCGGCUCGUGUGUGUCGCUGAAUGUGAAGAGCCCGUCGGUGUCGGAUGUGGAGAUCGGCAUGGGCAACACGGUGCAGUGGAAGCUGUGCACGCUGAACCCCAGCUCCACGGUGGCGUACUUCUUUGAAGUGGUCAACCAGCAUGCAGCCCCCAUUCCGCAAGGCGGGCGCGGCUGCAUACAGUUUAUUACGCAGUACCAGCACCCAAGUGGACAGCGGCGAAUCCGGGUCACCACACUGGCUAGAAAUUGGGCGGAUGCCACCUCGAACGUGCACCACAUCAGCGCCGGCUUUGACCAGGAGGCUGCCGCCGUGCUGAUGGCCCGUAUGGUGGUCUAUCGUGCGGAGACGGACGAAGGACCUGACAUUCUGCGCUGGGUCGAUCGUCAGUUAAUUCGCCUGUGCCAAAAGUUCGGCGAGUACUCGAAGGACGAUCCCAACAGCUUCCGGCUGUCGCAGAACUUUAGCCUGUUCCCGCAAUUCAUGUACCACCUCCGCCGCUCGCAGUUCCUGCAGGUCUUUAACAACUCGCCUGACGAGACCACAUUCUACCGACACAUGCUGAUGCGCGAGGACCUCACCCAAUCGCUCAUCAUGAUUCAGCCAAUUCUCUACAGCUACUCCUUCAACGGCCCGCCAGAGCCGGUUCUCCUGGAUACGGCUUCAAUCCAGGCGGAUCGCAUUCUGCUGAUGGAUACCUUCUUCCAGAUCCUGAUCUAUCACGGCGAGACAAUCGCCCAGUGGAGAGCCCUCAAAUACCAGGACAUGCCUGAAUACGAAAACUUCAAGCAGCUGCUUCAAGCGCCGGUGGACGAUGCCCAGGAAAUUCUCCAGACGCGCUUCCCCAUGCCCCGCUACAUCGACACGGAACACGGUGGAUCACAGGCACGCUUCCUGCUCUCCAAGGUCAACCCUUCGCAGACGCACAACAACAUGUACGCCUACGGACAGCCGCCUAUUGGUCAAGUCACGGACGGCGGUGCUCCAGUGCUCACAGAUGAUGUCUCGCUGCAGCUGUUCAUGGAGCAUCUCAAGAAGCUGGCCGUGUCCACCACUACAUAAAUUGAUUCAGGCCCUUUCUUACCGGAUGGCGCUGUCCCGCGAAAUCCUGGAGCAUUCGGCCCAGGCAAUGCAAUUACAGAUAUAUAUACCCACUUAUUCCACUCGAUCGUCUGAAAACACAAUAAACUAUUCAAAUUAUGUUCAACAAUUUA